AUGGGCAAGCAAAACAGCAAGCUGCGGCCAGAGAUGCUGCAGGACCUGCGGGAGAACACAGAGUUCUCCGAGCUGGAGCUGCAGGAGUGGUACAAGGGCUUCCUCAAGGACUGCCCCACGGGCAUCCUCAACGUGGACGAGUUCAAGAAGAUCUAUGCCAACUUCUUCCCCUACGGUGACGCCUCCAAGUUCGCGGAGCAUGUCUUCCGCACCUUCGACACCAACAGCGACGGCACCAUCGACUUCCGGGAGUUCAUCAUCGCGCUGAGCGUGACCUCGCGGGGCCGCCUGGAGCAGAAGCUCAUGUGGGCCUUCAGCAUGUAUGACUUGGAUGGCAACGGCUACAUCAGCCGCGAGGAGAUGCUGGAGAUCGUGCAGGCCAUUUACAAGAUGGUUUCGUCCGAUGAGAUGCCGGAGGACGAGUCGACCCCGGAAAAGAGGACCGAGAAAAUCUUCCGCCAAAUGGACACAAACAACGACGGCAAGCUGUCCCUGGAGGAGUUCAUCCGCGGGGCCAAAAGCGACCCGUCCAUCGUGCGUCUGCUGCAGUGCGACCCAGCAGCGCCUCCCAGUUCUGAGCGAGAGGAGCAGCCAUGA
Molecule: messenger RNA, 597 nt
Organism: Budorcas taxicolor (takin)
Lineage: Eukaryota; Metazoa; Chordata; Mammalia; Artiodactyla; Bovidae
Gene: HPCA
Product: hippocalcin
Molecular function (GO): calcium ion binding
Source: RefSeq, a predicted model, not a curated record